ACGCCGCACCCCUCGCAAAAUUGAUACGCGCUGCUUCUGGGCAAGCGCAUAAGUUAAUCUGAUACGCCCAGUCUGACUGCACGAGCUUUGAUAGCUUUUGCGCGUCAUGGCACUGCUGCAGGUGCUCCUUGCCCUGGCUCUCCCAAAUGCCUUGUCUCUAAAAGCGCCAACGACGCAUGCUUGGGCGCCACAGGACCUCACAAAGGACCGUGCUGGCUUCGCACCGAUCCCGGAUAAUGACUACGUCAAGCAGUACGAACAUAACCAAGCGCUGUGGCCCGUCGAGUUCUUCGUGAUAGUCUACCGACGCAUACGCGAUGGCACGGCAGAAGUCUUGGUACGGCGCUCGGCCAACGGCACGAGUAAGUAUGGCGUGGGCACGGGCGCGCCGGCUACGCGGUGGAUCCUGUCGUCGCAGGAGGCGCCGGUCGGCUACGUCAAGAACGGAAUGAGUUUCGCCGCGAGCAACUUCCCCGAAUUUGAGGGAGACGUCGACUGGUCCUAUGACAAGAUUGACAUCCGCGAGGACGCGUUCGCCGGCGAAGAUCCCGAGCUGGAGGCGUUCGCCGGCGAAAUCCGAGAUGGUUUGAUAGAGCACCUCGCCGCGCGGGCGGGAAGCGACGCCUGGGAGGAGUCUACAUUGGCGGUGGUGCGGAGCGUCCUCGACAAGCCCAACUCCCUCGCGGCGAUCCAAGGCACGCUGCGCAUGAGCGGCGCCUUUGCACAGAAAGCGACACGAAAUGCCGCCGACCUCGCUAAGUCCGUGCGCAUCUACACGAUGUUUCCGCAGAUGCCGUCGCCGAUGCCGGCGCCCACCGCGACGCCCGAAGUACUACGGGAGGAGAUGGACACCCGAGCCGAGCGCAUGAGGCAGAGCGGUCGCGAUCCCCACGUCGACCAGCACGGACGAAUCUACACGCACAUCAGCACGCCAAAUGUCUCCAAUACGAUACACGGUGUCUAUUUGACGCUGGACGCGACUGGUCUUCUUGACGACAUCCCGCCCGCGCUGGACCUCUUCGGCACGAAGGAAGUUGAAAGGGAGUGGGUCUCCCUCCGAGACCUCGCGGUGGACGCCGCCGAGGACCCCAAGCCGACUUUUAUCUCCGGAUUCAUCGUCCGCCAGCUCGUCGCGGAGGGCGUCAUCGACGUGCGGUAGAGCGCUCGAACGCCAUCGACGCGACCACAAUAACACUGUUGUUUGUUGUACGAAC
Molecule: messenger RNA, 1214 nt
Organism: Pelagomonas calceolata
Lineage: Eukaryota; Pelagophyceae; Pelagomonadales; Pelagomonadaceae
Source: the annotation of a GenBank genome assembly